CAAAUCCUUCAGGAGCCUCUAAUCAAUCACUGUGGUGUGAGAAGAAUGCAGCUGAUCCUGGAAUUAGUUGCCAUUGGAAUGUAUUCAUGUGUAACAUCCCACUGUCUGAAUGACAUCACACCAGCUCUUAGUCCUUGAAAGUCUCGAGGAUGAUUAGCUGUAGGAAUGGGCUGUUUCUGCCAAUCAUAACCCGGCAAGGCUGCCUUUAGAGUUCGGGAGAUAUGAGAGCCUGGGCAAGAGGGAGGGAGAGAGGGCGAGACUAAGGAAACUGACUACAGCCAAACAAGGAGGCGCAGCGGCAGCGGUGGUGGAGGCGGCGGCGGCGGCGGCGGCGGCAGCAACAGCAGCAGCAGAGACCGCGACAGCAGCAGCACCAACAGCAGCUGGGAUCCGGGUGAUUAAAGAGUUCUCAGAGGCUUUUUGCUGUACUCUUCCCUCUGGUGUAAUUCUCAUGUCCAAGAAGGAAGCUGCACUUGAACGGUGUGCUGAAUAGGGGUUUGGAUCCUUCCAGCUGGCUGCUCGUUUUGAAAAGGACAAUGUGUGUGAAUAAAUAAAAGGAGAUUGUGCAGGAAGAGUUCAGUGACAAGGAGCUGGAGUCUUCCCGGGAUGUUGUUCUGACAGAUGGUGGGAACUGUAAAAUACUCCUGCUUCACUUUGGAGUCAAGUGAGUCUGGACAGCUGAGCUCUCUUUUACAAACACUGGAUAUAUUCAAGUUAGAAAGGCAGGAAAAAAAGAGAAAGCAAAAAGGGAACAUUUCUUCGCUAGAUAAUGUAUAGAGGCUUCUACAUCAGUCCUUGGUCUUGGCUAUAUUCAAAGAAGCUUAUUUCAAAUUUGUGUCUCCCGGUCUGCGGACUUCCAGUUUUAACUGUUCUGUGACUUUAUAUUCCUUUCUUAUAUGCCUUGAAAUGGUCACAUGAACUGGAGAGUGGUAUUUGCACCAUAUCACCUUCUAUUCACUAUGGCACUUUAGGAGACAAUAUUCAAAAGCAAUUUUAAAAUAUUUUUUUAAUUUAAAAAAUGAAUCUUGUUGUGAAGGUUCGAAGAAGCUUUCGAACAUUGAUCCUUCUCUUAGCCACAUUCUGCUUGGUAAGCAUUGUCAUUUCUGCUUAUUUUCUCUACUCGGGCUACAAACAAGAGGUGACACUGACUGAAACCACUGCAGGGGUGGAAUGUGCUGACCUCAAACUUCUACCCUAUCGGUCAAUGGAAUUGAAGACAGUCAAACCUAUUGAUACAUCAAAGACAGACCCAACAGUUCUCUUAUUUGUGGAGAGCCAAUACUCUCAGCUUGGUCAAGAUAUCAUAGCCAUCUUGGAAUCCAGCAGAUUUCAGUAUCACAUGGUCAUUGCUCCAGGCAAGGGAGACAUACCUCCUCUUACAGACAAUGGCAAAGGGAAAUAUACUUUGGUUAUCUAUGAAAAUGUUUUGAAGUAUGUUACCAUGGACUCAUGGAAUCGAGAGCUUUUGGAAAAAUACUGUGUGGAGUACAGUGUUAGCAUAAUUGGUUUUCAUAAAGCCAAUGAAAAUAGCUUACCAAGUACAAAAUUAAAGGGCUUUCCCCUGAACCUUUAUAAUAACAUGGCCCUAAAAGAUUGCUUUGUAAACCCUCAGUCUCCUUUGUUGCAUAUUACCAAAGCACCAAGGGUUGAGAAAGGCCCUCUGCCUGGUGAAGACUGGACUAUUUUCCAAUUUAAUCAUUCAACCUACCAACCUGUUCUCUUAACGGAGUUACAGACUUCAAAGCCACUUACACCUCCCUUGUCCAAAACCAAUCUGUAUGCUACAGUGGUUCAAGAUUUGGGGCUUCACGAUGGGAUUCAGCGUGUCCUUUUUGGAAACAACUUGAACUUUUGGCUGCACAAACUCAUCUUCAUAGACGCCAUCUCUUUCCUGUCAGGGAAGAAGCUCACAUUGUCCUUGGACAGAUAUAUCCUCGUGGACAUUGAUGAUAUCUUUGUUGGCAAGGAAGGAACAAGGAUGAAUGUGAAGGAUGUGAAGGCAUUACUAGAGACUCAAAAUUUACUGCGCAAUCAGGUUGCAAAUUUUACCUUCAACCUUGGAUUUUCAGGGAAGUUUUACCACACAGGAACAGAAGAGGAAGAUGAAGGGGAUGACCUCUUGCUGGGGUCUGUGGAUGAGUUCUGGUGGUUUCCUCACAUGUGGAGUCACAUGCAGCCCCAUCUCUUCCACAAUGAAUCAUCCCUGGUGGAGCAGAUGAUCCUCAACAAGGAGUUUGCACUAGAGCAUGGAAUUCCUAUCAACUUGGGCUAUGCAGUGGCCCCACACCACUCAGGGGUCUACCCAGUCCAUAUACAGCUUUAUGAAGCUUGGAAAAAAGUCUGGGGUAUCCAGGUUACAAGCACAGAAGAGUAUCCACAUCUUAAACCUGCACGCUAUAGACGGGGCUUCAUCCACAAUGGCAUCAUGGUGCUCCCUCGACAGACAUGUGGCUUAUUCACCCACACAAUUUUCUAUAAGGAAUACCCAGGAGGUCCCCAGGAAUUGGACAAAAGUAUCCAAGGAGGGGAACUUUUUCUCACUAUCCUUCUGAAUCCCAUCAGCAUAUUCAUGACCCAUUUGUCCAACUACGGGAAUGACCGCCUGGGGUUAUAUACAUUUGUGAACUUGGCCAACUUUGUGCAAAGCUGGACUAACCUGAGACUGCAGACUCUGCCUCCAGUGCAGCUGGCUCACAAGUACUUUGAGCUCUUCCCAGAGCAGAAAGAUCCUCUCUGGCAGAAUCCAUGUGAUGAUAAAAGACACAGGGACAUCUGGUCCAGAGACAAAACUUGUGACCAUUUACCAAAAUUUCUUGUGAUUGGACCUCAGAAAACAGGGACAACUGCACUUUAUUUAUUUCUACUUAUGCAUCCUUCCAUCAUCAGCAAUCUCCCCAGUCCAAAAACAUUUGAAGAAGUUCAAUUCUUUAAUGGAAACAACUAUCAGAAGGGAAUUGACUGGUACAUGGAUUUUUUUCCCAUCCCCUCCAACAUUACCAAUGAUUUUCUAUUUGAGAAGAGUGCCAACUACUUCCAUUCAGAGGAAGCUCCAAGAAGAGCUGCAUCACUGGUUCCCAAGGCCAAGAUCAUCACCAUUCUCAUUGACCCCUCAGACAGAGCAUACUCCUGGUACCAGCACCAGCGAUCUCAUGAGGAUCCAGCUGCCCUGAGGUUUAAUUUCUAUGAAGUUAUUACAACAGGACAUUGGGCCCCAUCUGAAUUAAAAACUCUACAGAAGAGAUGCCUGACUCCUGGAUGGUAUGCAGUCCACAUUGAGAGAUGGCUAACCUAUUUUUCUACUUCUCAGUUGCUAAUUAUUGACGGGCAACAGUUACGAUCUGACCCAGCUACUGUGAUGGAUGAAGUGCAGAAGUUUCUAGGAGUUACCCCUCAUUACAAUUACUCAGAAGCUUUAACGUUUGACCCUCAAAAGGGCUUUUGGUGUCAGCUACUAGAAGGAGGAAAAACCAAAUGUCUUGGGAAAAGUAAAGGCCGAAAAUACCCACCAAUGGACUUAGAGUCUAGAGCAUUCCUCUCCAGUUACUACAGAGAUCAUAAUGUGGAAUUAUCCAAACUUCUUCACAGACUGGGGCAACCUCUGCCAUCGUGGCUGAGACAGGAACUACAGAAAGUAAGAUAGCACUGGAAAGAAGGACCUUCGCCUCAUAUGACAAUUACCUUUAUGAUCAAAACUGAAAACCAACCUACAAACUUAUACUUCCUCAAUGCACUUGUGAUUGUCAGCAGAGGACUUUGUGAAUAAUUUUCUCUAUAUCUUUGUGAAAAGAAGAGACAAGAAGAAAUAUGAAAAGAAGAGAAAAAGAGACAAAAAGAAAAUAUAUUAUAUAUGCACACACUGAUAAUUACUAGCAUUGAUCAAUCUCUAUAUCAACUUUUGGGAAACAAUUCAAAGUUAUGUGGCAUUAUUCAAUAUCCAAUCUGGGACUCAUGAUAUAGUCCAGUUUCUCUGUUAACCAGAAAAUUCCCAAAACUGAAUGUACAAUUGGUAGCCUUCAUCAUUUUUGAGGGUCCAAUUACAAUCUGACAGGUUGGGAGCAAGGGCUCAAAAUAUCUAUCAAUGCAUUUUGAGGUCGAGAGUAACCCAAUGUCUGAACUUAAUCACUCACUGUUUCUUUUCUUUUGAGUUUUAUAAUUUUGAUAUAAUUAUAAGAAAAAAACAUCUUCCCACACUCCAUUCGUGUAUUUUAAACUUCUGUGAUUUAUAGACACCAGCCUCCCUAGUUUGUUGCAUUUCUUUCAUGUAGCUUGAGCACCUCCAAGAAUUCUGCUGAUUUAUUCUAGAAUGUGAAGUAAACCUAUGUGAAGUAGACCCAAUACACAAAGACCCCUUUAUCUUCUUACCCUCUGAGGAAGCAAGCUGAUUGAAAACUGUAUGAACUUUGCUGAGAUUGAUGCAUUUGCUGUUGAUGCUUUUUAGCCUGUUUUCUUGCCACUCUCAGUGAGGCUUUUCAUCAUGGUUGUCUAGAUUCCCCAGUGCCCAUGAUCAUGGUUUGAGAUGUGGUUUCAUAUUGCAUACUUUGUCAUAAUGUCACUGGUGGAUGUGAGACAAUCAUUAAAGGGGUCCCAAAUCCAACCAAACCUAGUAAUUUGUGUGUGUGUGUGUGUGUGUGUGUGUGUGUGUGUGUGUGUGUGUGUGUGUGUGUGAGUGAAUGGGGUAGGGAGGCAGAGGGGAGAAGAAGCUAAAUUUUUCUAGAAAAACUGAAGAUUUGGGAGUCUGCUUAAAAGUAUCCUAAGGCACAUACCUCCUCCCAUUCUCUCUAAAUUUGUUGGAUUGUUGAAAAAAGAUCAGGAUUAUAAAAAGAAAUAAAAUAUCCUAAAUAUUCCUUUAUUUUGCCCCCCUUUAAAAACGAUUUCCUCACAGAUCAAAGGCUAUGACCCUUUUCAAUUGGGGUGUUUCAUUGUUCUUUGAAAAUUCUAGAUGGUUGUUAUUCUACCAACCAUAGAGAUUCCUUUUAAUCGCAUUAGUCAAUUGAAGUUUAAUGUGGUUUUGUCAAUCUAUAAAGUGCUACCUACAGUUAAAAUUACCACAGGCUAAAGAGGCAGGCUUGUUUUUGUAAUAUUAGCUAUCAACAUGGGCUUUAGAAGACUUUUAUUGCAACACCAAGACUUUUCCACACUAGCUAGAACUAGGCUUGGUUGAUCCUGUAAACAAUUUAAGUAAUUUUACUAUAUUACUCAUUGUGUAACUACUGGGAAAUUGAGAGACCUAUUUGGGGAAUCCAACAAAAAAUUUUAAAAACCAGACUAUUUUUAAUAGGAAGUUGUCAAGUUUUAUUUUUUACUUUAUUGGGUUUUUUUUCUCCUCAAUUUAAUCAUGGCUUUGAUUUCUGAAUUACACCAUACAUUUCUACAUCAAUAUAAUAGGAAUGGAGAGGGUGAACAUUUGGGUUCUUGUUAAUUCCAUGAUACAUAGUGAUAGUAAUUUUUAAUAACUUCUAAUGUUUUUAUUGUGCUUUAUUUGACUCAGCAAAAAAAAAAAUAUUGAAUACCUUCUCACCAUACUAGAUGCUGAAGGAUACAAAGAUGAAUAAGACAUGGUCCCUAGCCUUUAGGGAGUUUAUUAUCAGAAUUAGGAAUCAAGUACUGGAAAAAGAUUUAGAAGCCAAAAAAGUCCUUUUAAUAUACAAAAUGAGGCCUUUAGGUGCCCUUUGGUUCAAAUCUGGCCCUAGGCUCAAAUCUGACCUCAGACACUUCUUGCCCUGUGACUGGCCAUGUCAUUUAACUCCAAUUGCCUAGCCCUUACUGCUCUUCUGCCUUGGAACUGAUACCUAGGAUCAAAUCUAAGGCAGAAAGUAAGGGUUAAAAAAAAUUAGAAAACUAGGACCAGGGAGCCUAAAUGACUUGUUCAAUUUCAUAUAUAUAAUGAAGUAUCAUAGGUGGAAUUGGAACCCAGGACAUCUGACUCCAGACCUCCUCAUCCUGCUGAAGCCCCAAGGGUUUACUCUUUUUUGUUCAUCAUCUUUUGUUAUGUGGCUCAAACACCUUGAGUGGUUUAGAUGUCUAUCACUGUAUCAUUUUAAUUCAAGUGCAAGCAUGUAGCAGGACUCUCCUUUCUGAAUGUAUGUACUUCUGCCUUUGUGUUUCUAGGAUUAAAUGGACUGAUUUGCUGAUCAACUCUGCUUGCAAUCAUAUUAUAAUUUUUUUUCUGAUGAAAUAGAGGUCAUUCUUUUUUUUUCCAUCUGGGGAAGAGGGCAUAUUUUAUAUUAUAGCAAUAAAGAGGAAGAGGAAGGAGUCAUUCACAUAUACAUACUUUUGUUUAUGUAUAUAUAUAUAUGCACACAAGAAUAUGUAUAUACAUAUGCAAGAUGUUAAUAUAGUCAUUUUCACUUCAUUUAACUUAACAUUAACUCACUAGCCUAUUCAGUUUAGAAAUCACUGUAGUUAUAUUUUUUAUUUGAAAAACAAUGCAUAGGGAAUAAUUAACAUAUGAGAUCUAAGGAAAAUAUUUGUCUCUCCUUAUAGCUAUAUCAUUUCAGAAAGUUUCUAGGUUUAAAUAAAUGUAUAAGUAUACACAAAUAAAUAUGUAUGCAUAUAUAUAUAUGUAUUGGUGUAUAUAUACAUAUAUCAUCUUUUGGUUAUUAACAAACCAGAAAAACCAUUUUAUUAAUGUUGCAUAUUGAAUGUCAAAAUUAUAUUUUACAUUUAUAUAGCUCUUAAAAGUUUACCACAGCUAUGUGAAAUGGGCAAAACAAGUAUUAUCUCCCCCAUCUUAAGAGAAGGCUCAGAGACUUCAAAUGUUGUCCCCCAAUGUUAUGGGGUUAAUAAGCAGCAUCUGAAUUUGCCCCAACAGCUCACUACAAUGCCCAGGCUGAUUUGUAACAGGGCACAAAGUAAUUGCAAGUUCAGUUAAUGAAUGAUAUUGAAAUUUCAGGGCACUGCAAUUUUUACCCACUUGACAAUUCAAGAUUGCAUAGUCAAAGUGAAAUUUAAGUGAUUAUUAAUAUUUUAAAUAAUCCUUAACCCAUUUCCUUGAUUCAAUUAGAGUUAUAUUCCAGAGAGAAUCUACCAACAAUCUCUCAUACAAGCUUAAUUACCCUUCCUCUCUAAAUGCUGUUAAAAAAAUUAAGUUGCUUCAAAGGAAAAAAAAAUGUGGGGAAAAGGGAAAUAGUAUUCCUAAUCACAUACGUAAUUAUCCAACUCCAAAUUCAAUAAGAAAUUUCUGAGGCACCACAUGAUGUUAUGAUAUAAUGGACAAAUAUUAUGGUGAAAAGUAUCCUGUCUCUUAACCUGACCAAAUAGCUCUAGGGAUGUGACAUGGAGGGCAAACAUAGUGAAAGCAAAUGAAAUUUGUGUGAAUAUUCCUUUUUUUUUAAAGUUCUGACUUAAACUGAUCAUUUGCUUAUUUGAAAUCUAUGGGUGAUUUUUAGCUCAACAUGAAAAUUUUUCCAGUUAAAACAAUUUUUUCUUUUUUCUUUUUUCUUUUGUCUCCUCUUGUUUUUCCAAUUCGUUAUUUCAAUGUGUCCAUAAGAAUUCUAACCAUCUGUCAUAAAGAUUAAUUAUACAUAAAUAGGUUUCUUAAAAGAUUUAGUUUCAUAUAUAUAUAUAUAAAGCAUAUAUAGAAAAAGAGUAUGUUUAAAUCAUAUGCAUAUGACAUAUGAAACUAAAUUUUAUAAAUUUGUCUUCCUAUGUCUAUACAUUUAUAUGCAUAUAUGAUGACAUAAAUAUACACAUAGGAAACCAAAUUUUAUUUUAAAAAUAUUAUCUCAAAUGCUGAUUGUUCCAGGGAUGGGACAUCACAUUAAAUCUAGGCAGCCCUAUUUGGAAGUACCUCAGAAAUAAUGCCAGGCAAAGACUCUAGACAUGAACUUCUUACAAGAUUUUCUAUUGACUAUGGAAAUGCAGCUUAACUCUAGGCAUAUUCACAGUAUGUGUGUAUAUAUGCAGAUACAUGGAUGUACACAUAUAAAUUGUCUAAUACAAAUCUUACGUUUUGAUCACUCAAAGUAUUUUUCUUGUUGGGGGGGAAUCUGUAUUUACUGAAAAUGUUUAAAAUAAGUGCUGUAUUCUAUAAAAGUUAUUAUUGGUUCUCACUUCUUCAGAAUAAACACUUCUACUAUUA
Molecule: messenger RNA, 8080 nt
Organism: Monodelphis domestica (gray short-tailed opossum)
Lineage: Eukaryota; Metazoa; Chordata; Mammalia; Didelphimorphia; Didelphidae
Product: N-deacetylase and N-sulfotransferase 4
Cellular component (GO): Golgi apparatus
Molecular function (GO): heparan sulfate N-sulfotransferase activity; hydrolase activity; deacetylase activity
Source: RefSeq, a predicted model, not a curated record